GUGUUGAAAUGGGAAUCUCUGCACAAAAAUGAAUGUGGGAAUCCUAGACUGAAACGGUUUGGUGGAAAGGCUUCAGAUUAUUCUCCAAGAGCCCGUAUCAGGAGCUGGAUGGGAGUAUGAAUGCCUUUUGAUCGACAUGAUUGGAUUGUAGAUCGAUGUGGUAAGGAUAUACGAUAUGUCAUUGACUACUAUGAUGGUGGAGAGGUUAAUCGUAAGGACUACAGAUUUGCUAUCUUAGAUGUUCGACCAGCUGCAGACUCAUUUGAAAAUAUCUGGGAUAGGAUGGUAGUUGCAUGGUGGCGCUGGACAAGGGGGUAACAAUUAAUAAUUUACCAUAUUUAUUUUAAAGCCUUAAAUAACUGUUGAUGGUUGUAACAUGUAAAUAUUUUGUUUAUUUCAUUAGCAUUUGUAUGAUUGGACUGUUGUCAUAUACAUGAUUGGGCUGAGUUGGUAGUUACAGUAGUUUUUCUCCUAAAUAUUCACAUACAAUAAGAUCACAAGAAACAAGUGAUGCACUAUCUUAAUUUAGCCACAGAAUAGCAGUUAAAUUCUAAGUGCAUUUGUGAACCUGCAAUCACUUUCUCAAGCCUCCUUAAGACUGUGAUUGAGAGAUAAUGAAAGUACUUAAAAUUUAAUUAUCAUUCACUGUGGUUAAAUUUCAAAUACUUUAUGUACAUAAAUAAUAUAUUUUCUUGAGUUUAUGAGAAGAAACAAUGUUUAUAAAUUGAAUAUAUUCUAUUUAUAAACAUUGUUUAUAAAUUAAAAAUAAGAAAUUACUGAUGUUUUUAUUAAUUACCAUUGGAAAGUUAGCAGUGUAGGAAAAUGGAAGAGUAUAACAAGUCUCAUAUGAAUAGAUGCUCCAAUUAGGUUUGAUGUUGUAGAUGACUAUGUUUAAAGUUAAGAUUAAAAGAAACUUGACA
Messenger RNA from Cherax quadricarinatus, 920 nucleotides. NCBI's taxonomy places the organism in Eukaryota, Metazoa, Arthropoda, Malacostraca, Decapoda, Parastacidae. The record is from RefSeq and is a predicted model, not a curated record.